Molecule: messenger RNA, 2118 nt
Organism: Coniophora puteana RWD-64-598 SS2
Lineage: Eukaryota; Fungi; Basidiomycota; Agaricomycetes; Boletales; Coniophoraceae
Gene: Cpfet3
Product: Fet3 ferroxidase
Exons: 10
Coding region: 72-1976 (634 amino acids)
Biological process (GO): cellular response to iron ion starvation; reductive iron assimilation
Cellular component (GO): high-affinity iron permease complex
Molecular function (GO): copper ion binding; ferroxidase activity
Source: RefSeq, a predicted model, not a curated record
CCCCUUCUCCUAGGUUCUCCCCCACCCACGUACUGCGCGUCAUCCUCACCGACGCGGUUUUUGGGACGACAAUGGCUAGGCUCAACCCAUUUGUGCUUUUCCUCGCUCUCGCAUCCCCGGUCAUCGCGGGCGUCCAAGAUGUUUGGUGGAACAUCACCUAUGUCGAAGAUGUCAACCCAGAUGGCCUGUAUCCCCGUCGAGUCAUUGGCGUCAACAACACCUGGCCCCCGACGCCCCUGAACGUACAGGAGACCGACUCCCUGGUUCUCCACGUCUUGAAUUCCCUCGACGUUCCUACUACUGUGCACCACCAUGGGCAGUAUUUCAACUCCACGUCGUGGUUUGAUGGUGCUCUUGGCGUCGGACAAUGCGGUAUUCCUCCGGGGCAGACAUUUGACUAUGUCGUGCCUAUCAACAGCUCGGGUCAAACCGGCACCUACUGGGCGCAUGCUCACGCAACUGGUCAAUAUGUCGAUGGUCUUCGUACUCCACUCGUUCUGCACCCUACGCAAGAGCACUACCAAUAUGACGAAGAGUACACCAUUGCCAUCAGCGACUGGUAUCACCAGGAACAUAGCGUCUUGCUUGCGCAGUUCGUCAAUAUCGCAAACCCAGGUGGCGCGGAGCCCAUUCCUGAUUCAGCGUUGAUGUACUUCGCACAGAACACGACCUACCUUCCGCCCAUCUCGGGGACCCACCCAACGGGUCCGACAGCAGGUGUCGGUUUCAACGAGAACGCAACUCUACCAUUCGAAGCUGGCAAGACGUAUCGUCUGCGUGUGAUCAACAUGAGCGCAUUCGUCGGGUUCUACUUCUGGAUCGACGGACACAAUAUGACACUCAUUGAGGCGGACGGCACGUCCAUCCAGGAGUAUCCGACAGAUCAGGUCAUGUUGUCGGUUGCUCAGAGAUACUCGAUGCUCGUUACGGCACGCAACGACACUUCAGGAAGCUGGGCCAUUCACUUCAACAUGGAUACGACCAUGCUGGACACGGUCCCAGACGAUCUGGUUUAUAAUCUCACCUCAUCCAUCUCAUACGGAAACGAGCCAAGCACGCCAACCGACCUCGGCUUCGUCGACAGCUACAACUACCUCAACGACACGCUCCUCACGCCAGUCAACACCGUCGCGCAGCUCCCGCCAUCUUCGGAGACGCUCAACCUCACGUUUGAGUUCGACACAAUGAACGACGGAACGAACCACGCGGUGAUCAACGGCAUCACGUACAACACGCCGCUUGUGCCCGCUGUGAUGUCCGCACUCAGCCUCGGUGACAAUGCAACCGUCCAGUCGGCGUAUGGCCCGUCAAGCUUUGUCGUGCACCACCUUGAUGUGUAUGACAUCCUGGUACAUAACAGUGAUACGGGAAACCAUCCAUUCCAUUUGCACGGCCAUACCUUCCAGGUCAUCAACAUCGCCACACAAUACAACGUUAGCGACCUGAGCCUCAACCCGCCCGUGCAGGAGGGCCAAGCUAACCCUAUGCGCCGCGACACGAUCAUGAUCCCCGCCGGAGGCUCCGUCACGCUCCGCGUGGUCGCCGACAAUCCAGGCGUGUGGUUCUUCCACUGUCACAUCGACUGGCACUUGUCCACCGGUCUCGCAAUACAGAUCAUCGAGGCGCCGCAGCAGAUGCAGGAGCGCGCUCAGGGCAUCGUACCCCAGUACAUGUACGACCAGUGCCAGACGCUCGGUACACCCUACCAGGGCAACGCCGCCGGCCACUUCUCGACGACGGACCUAUCCGGAUGGUUCCUUGGGCCGUACGAGCAGGAGCUCGGCUGGCUCAAGAAGGGCAUUCUCGCCAUGUUUGGAUGUGUCCUGACAGCCUGUCUGGGCAUGCUCACCGUGAUGUGGUACUCGCUCGGCACCCAGUUCACGGACGAAGAGGUGGAGGAGGCAGUCAAGGCCCGCAUCGAGGCUAAGGCGAAGCGCGGCAAGCUCUUCGGGCUCAUCAAGCCCAAGCAGGACUAGUCGGUGGCGGGUUUUGGGAACGUCUUGGUUUUUUUGAGUUGAUCAGCCUUCACUCCCUAUGAUAAUGAUGUGGCAUUCGCUCUGAACGCUUUCAAAAUGUAGAUUUAUGAGAGUCCAUUCGACUUCUUGAUUAAUGCAACGC